Drosophila obscura is the source of this 1130-nucleotide messenger RNA. It is a transcript of the gene mRpL28, whose product is annotated as 39S ribosomal protein L28, mitochondrial. The record is from RefSeq and is a predicted model, not a curated record. NCBI's taxonomy places the organism in Eukaryota, Metazoa, Arthropoda, Insecta, Diptera, Drosophilidae. Gene Ontology annotation, molecular function: structural constituent of ribosome. The coding region runs from base 145 to 1050 and encodes 301 amino acids. Gene Ontology annotation, cellular component: mitochondrial large ribosomal subunit. The transcript has 3 exons.
AACAGCUGUUUUUUUUAAACGGGAAGAGGAAGCGAACCGUGGUCUGCCAAAGUCAGGGAAUUAUAGACAAAUUUCAUCAUAAAGACUGUUUAUCGUAGUUUUUAGUAUACAUAAAGGGUCGGCUUGUCAUUAUACUGUUAAUCUAUGGCGCACGCCACACCGCAGGGCUUAAAGCUGUUGAACGGCUGGAGACGUCCAGGUCGCUUUGACAAGGGUCUGGGAGCCCAACUCCCCGAUGCCUAUAAGAAGUUUUGGCGAGAAUGGAAGCUAACGAAGCCAGCCGCUGUUCAUUAUAUACCCAAGGAGAGCGAGUGGGAGCGCGACGAGGUCACAAAUGUCAUUAAGCCGGUGCAAAAUAUCCCUUUGCCGCUCAUUGAUACCCCUGAAUCGCACCAAGGGAUCUGGGGUGGCGAGGCCGUGAUCAAGGGCUUCCAGAAGCGUCAGCAGACGAAGCGGCGCGUUCCACACUUUUGGGUGCCGCAGCUCCGUCGCUCCGUAGUACACAGCCAGGUGCUGAACGAGUACAUUUCCGUAACUGUUACGGAGCGCACGCUGGAGCAGAUUCAUGAAUGCCAUGGCUUUGAUCAUUAUCUGCUCAAAAAUUUGGCCUGCGACCUGCGUUCGGCAUUGGCCCUAAAACUGAAGCGUCAACUCCUGUUGGCACUUCACGCAGGCUGUCCCGCAUUGGCAGACGAGCCUCAGCGCCAGCAGGAGGUCCUUAAGGAAUACAGUCGGUACUUGGAGCCAUAUACACCUGAGGAAAUCGAUUGGUAUGGUCACACAUACCUGGAGGCCAUACGUAAGCUCCAGCAGCAGCUGCGCGAUGCGGAAAAGGUACAGCCGCACAAGGUGGAGUUUCGUAGUAAAUUGAUUGAACAGCUCAGGGAAGCGGGCAUCAGAGAAGCGGGCAAACUGGAAAGAACAGAUGUACCGGCAGCUCCUACCGAGCACAAGGAUGCGGAUAUUGAAGCAUUAACCAAGCUGGAAUCUACGCCCUCGUCCUCCAAUUGGCUGUCGAAGAUCAAUCCUUUUGGCAAGAAGGAGACCUAAGGCCGUCCACACUGUUUGUUUUUGAUCUGUGCUUAACUUGGAAAGAAUAAAACUUAUUUUGGGGGUGUCCGUAGUCAAAA